AUACACAAAACAGAAAACAGAGUUGAUAAGAUUAUAACUUUUGUUUAUUCCUAGUUAUAUAUAUUACUCGUACUGACUAAUACUAAUAUACCAAGUUGUACUCCUGAGUUUCCCAGUAUCUAGCUGUUUUUAUGAUGGAGAACAGUAAAAACAGUGCUGGUUUUUCUUCUCCAAGAACUGAUACUUUUCCAGCUGGUUUAAGGGUUCUUGUUGUUGAUGAUGAUCCUACUUGGUUGAAGAUUCUUGAAAAGAUGCUUAAGAAGUGUUCUUAUGAAGUGACGACAUGUGGUCUAGCACGAGAGGCUUUGUAUUUGCUCCGAGAAAGAAAGGAUGGAUUCGACAUUGUGAUCAUUGAUGUUAACAUGUCUGACCUGGAUGGAUUUAAAUUUUUGAAGCAUGUUGAACUUGAGAUGGAUCUUCCUGUCAUAAUGAUGUCUGUUGAUGGUGAAACAAGUAGGGUGAUGAAGGGUGUUCAACACGGUGCUUGUGAUUAUCUCUUAAAGCCUAUACGGAUGAAAGAACUUAGGAACAUAUGGCAGCAUGUACUAAGAAAAAAGAUGCAGGAAGCAAGGGACACUAGAAAUCAUGAACUGGACCAACAUGAUGAAGUGUGGAUGUUUAAUGGAUCUCAAAUCCUUUCAGGAAAGAAGAGAAAGGAUUUUGAGAAUAAGCAUGAUGACAAAGAAAUGUCUGAUUCAAGAUGUGUUGAUUCUCCUUCCAUGAAGAAAGCCAGAGUAGUUUGGACUGUAGAUCUUCAUCAGAAAUUUGUCAAGGCUGUAAACCAGAUAGGAUAUGACAGUAAGUUCAUUGAAAUUUCUGUUUACUCUCAAGUAAGUUGCACCAAAUGAUGAAAACCAAAAUUUUAGUUCCAUUCAUAAAGUUUUUCUCUACAUAUUUCUAGUAAUUAUUUUCUUGGGAUAUUGUGAUAAUGUUUUUUUUUUUUUUUUUUUUUUUUAAUGUUUUGCAGAAGUUGGUCCCAAGAAGAUCCUUGACUUGAUGGGUGUCCCAUGGUUGACUAGAGAAAAUGUUGCUAGCCACUUACAGGUAAAUCAUUAUUACAACUUGAGAAAGGUUUGCUUGUGCUACACCAAUCACAUGUUUGUUUAUUGGCAAAAGGUCUAAUUGGGUAAAAUAGUGGCACAAUCCUCCAUAUUCGGGGCACAGCAAAAAGAAUUUGGGAAGAUUUUUAAGUUAUAUAAAUCUCCCCCCGUCGUUUCAAUUUAUGUGGAUCUAUUUAAUUAGAUAUAACAUUAAAAGAGAGGUAUUUGAAACUUCAGGCAUUAAACAUUACAUAAUAUUUGUAUGGUUAUAAGACUUUGAAUUAAAGUCUUAAAUAUAACUGAUACUAACUUGCAUGAGACUUUUUUUUUUAUUUCACAAACGGAAAUACCAAAGUUUUGUGGACCCAAAAGUGUAAGGUUUUGAACUUUUGGUCCCUCAACUUGUGAGAUUAAAAAAAGACUCAUAUAACUAGUAUCAAUUGAGAUACAAAAUAAUUUUUUUUGUCAACCACUCUGAUAGAACCUUUUUGGUGUUUGCUCCAGGGAACAUUAAUUUGAUUAAAAGACUAUUUGAAAGGCUAGGUUUUCUGGCUUCUAUACAAUCACCUAAGUUUUCAAAGUUUUUGCCAAUAGAAACAAAACUGAAAAAUUGAUCUCAAGCAGUACCUCUUCAAAUUAAGUGAUCAAUUCAUAAAUCAAAGUAUUUCUCUUUAAAACAGGAAAUGAUUGAUCGUUGAUGCUGGUAUCUAAUAAAUGUGUCUGGUAAAUGCACGUGGACAUGAAUAUACCACACUUCUUAUAGAAAGUUGCACCAAUCUUUCUUUUUGAUCUUUUGAAAACCGUGUUUAUGCCAAGUAUAUUGGAGAAUGCUUCCCUUCAUUUUAUUUGACAUAUAAGUGAUAAUUGACCAACACAAAUUAAUCAACCUUUGUCGGUCAAACAUACAUCAACAAUAAUAAUAUACAAAAGUUCAAUGAAUCUCUUUUGUUCAUUUGGCUGUGUUUGGCAUGAAGUUUUUAAUUUUUCAUAUUUGGUUAGUCUUUGAAAAAUAUUUUCUUAAAAAAUCGAAAAAUAUUUUCUUAAAAAGUCAAAAAAUAUUUUUUCUGGUAUAAGGAAAACAAGUCCAUAGAUAAUAUUCCACGUUAAGUGCCGUCUUUCUGCCCGCCAACACAACCUCCCCACGCGCCCGCCCCCCUCCCCCCCCCAAAACUCCCCCUCCCACCCCACACCCUCUGCCCCCUGGCCCCCAGCCCUACCCUUAUAGUGUUAGCCUAGAUAAUAUGCAAAUGUUCUUGAGCUAAUAUUUUCUGCGUACUUACCCAACAUUAAAAAAUAAGUAAAAGCACCAUUUAUUUUCCUCAAACUUUGCACCAAACACAGCCUUUGUUGUCGUCAUUUUGUGUGUGUGGGGGGGGUUUCGUUAGCUUGAACUAUUUGCCUAUAAGUUGAGGUUAAUUAUGUAAAUGGCUAAA
Molecule: messenger RNA, 2473 nt
Organism: Lycium ferocissimum
Lineage: Eukaryota; Viridiplantae; Streptophyta; Magnoliopsida; Solanales; Solanaceae
Product: two-component response regulator ARR11-like
Exons: 3
Coding region: 132-848 (238 amino acids)
Biological process (GO): cytokinin-activated signaling pathway; phosphorelay signal transduction system
Source: RefSeq, a predicted model, not a curated record